Fusarium vanettenii 77-13-4 is the source of this 2299-nucleotide messenger RNA. RefSeq lists its product as uncharacterized. The transcript is spliced from 2 exons. Gene Ontology annotation, molecular function: protein kinase activity; ATP binding. Gene Ontology annotation, biological process: protein phosphorylation. The record is from RefSeq and is a predicted model, not a curated record. NCBI's taxonomy places the organism in Eukaryota, Fungi, Ascomycota, Sordariomycetes, Hypocreales, Nectriaceae. Bases 1 to 2277 code for a protein of 758 amino acids.
AUGGCUGAUGCCGACAUUGUCCAAUCGUUCAACAGCGGCAUAGAGCCAGGCCUUCACACCCCAUACACCCAAGUCCACGUCUUACUCAUCCACUGGGAAGUGAAUGACCUUGAAGGUGUAGAAGAUGAGGUUCAGAAGCUCCGAGAUGUAUUUCGGACAAAGUACAAUUACAACAGUGUCAUAUUCCGCAUCCCCACUGACAAGUCGUGUCGUAUACGCCUCAACAAGGAGAUUCUCGGUUUCGUCGAGAAUCAAUCUCAGCGAGAUGGUUUGAUAAUUGUCUAUUAUGCCGGUCACUGCGGUCCCGGUGAUCAUGGUCAAGCCGAGUGGGCGGCUUUCGAGGACCAGAAACAACCCAAGCUGUCGUGGAAUGAAGGACAGCAACUGCUUUUCUCAGCCCCAGGCGAUGUUCUUCUUAUCCUAGACUGUUGCAAUGCAUCACUUAUUGCUCUGGGUUCCAAGGAUGAGGGGAGUCGCUUCGAGCUAAUCGCGGCUUCAGCCAAAGAUGGCAAAACGCCAGUGCCAGGAACGAAAUCUUUUACAACCACGCUUACCAAGCUACUCAAACUGCACGCCGACGAAGGUAUCUCGUCUGAGAAUCUGUCAUCUGAGUUGAGAGAGCAUAGAAAAAUUACUGGUAUGUAUCGAUUGCUAGAAACGCCCGUCUUUCACAAUUUCGUGCGGAAAUCCCCAACCAGCAUUCAACUGCAACGCUUGAGUGAUGAACAUGGGUUCAUGACGAAGCCUUCCGGUUACCUUUGGUUUAGAGUGUCUCUCUCGGGGGACGUGACAGGCACCCAAAUCGCCGAGUGGCUGAAGAGCGCUCCUCCAAAGCAUGCUACGGCGGUCAGAAUUGAGGCUGUCGUCAGUCGUGCCCGUCGGAUUCAAGAAGCCUUUCCAAAGGGUUCAGUAUUCCAAGAUCUGUCUCAAGCAGCCCGAGAUGAGAUUGAAAGACGCAUGCGAGGGCUGGACACUGUCAUGGCUGCGGCUGCCCAGUACGCCAAGGAAUCUACAACUAUCCCGCCUGUCGAGAAAGCAGAUGCUAUUCAUCGGUCGUUGGAUGAGAUAGAGGAGACGGUGUCCACAGUCUGCACUGCCAUUGAGACUCCGUUGCUGCUAGAGGAUACAGCCACGAAAGACCCAAGCCAUCCUCAAGACACAACUAUUGACGACAACACCCCCUCACUUCUCGCAGCCGCUGACGUGGGUGCUGCACUUGACCUCCGCCAGGCUAUUCUCAACGAAGAAGCAUGCCUCUACACUGUUGAGAUCAGCUACAAAACUAUUGCGUUCAAAACAGCUAAAAGUCGAGGAGGGUCCAAUGGCACAUCCAACCACAGCCGGUUCAAGUAUGGCACUCUAGCCGGCCAGCCCGUCAUCAUGGAGACGUACGAGUACAAGGAGGCAAAUGACUUUAGUGGUGAACCACAGCCACAGACACUGCACCAAGCGCGUCGGAUCACUGGACUACUCCGUCACCCCAAGCGUACGGGAUUUCAUAUCCUGCCCUGUGCAGGCUUCUUUUGGAACCGCGGUACCAGAAACGAGAUGGGCCUUGUGUUCGACUUGCCGCCAGCGUUUGACCACAGUGACGGCGCCGGUGUUGAGACUCUCCUUGAUCUGUACAAGAUACACAAACUCGUUCCUCUUGGACACAGGAUCCAUCUCGCAUGGGCAAUGACUGCUGCAAUCGAACAUUUCCACCGCGUGGGAUGGGUGCACAAGAGUAUUAGGAGCAAUAACAUCGCCUUUGCCGCUCUGCCAAAGAUAUCAUUGACCAGGGAAGAUGGGGAAGAUGAGAACUCACUCUCCCCGACUCUCGGUGACUUUGAUCUCAGUAACCCUUUACUCUUUGGGUUCGAGUACUCUCGCGCUGGCGACGCAGCUACCUACCUAGAAGAGGAUCACUCCCGAGCAAAAAACCUUUACCGCAUUCCUGCGCGAUGGAACAAGCCAACAGCGCGAUUCAAGAAGAGCCACGAUGUAUACUCACUUGGUGUAGUCUUGUUCGAGAUUGCGCUCUGGAAAGACAUCGAGUCGGCUCUGAGGUCUUUCAAGCAGGACCCAGAAAAAAUUGCCCCGUCCGAGGUGACCCAGGUCCUGAAAGAAAAGUGCGUCAAAAUGUUGCCACAUCAAGUGGGUGCAGUGUUUGCACGCUGUAUCUUGACUUGUUUGGACUUUGAUACAAGGACCAAAGGCCUGAGUGAAUACGAGAUGCAGAGGUAUUUCCAGAGGAACAUCGUUGAGCCGAUGGGAAAGGCUGUGCAGAGGAUCUAGAUAUUUCAAUUGCGCGAUAUCA